Platichthys flesus (European flounder) is the source of this 4789-nucleotide messenger RNA. It is a transcript of the gene chka, whose product is annotated as choline kinase alpha. The record is from RefSeq and is a predicted model, not a curated record. Lineage: Eukaryota; Metazoa; Chordata; Actinopteri; Pleuronectiformes; Pleuronectidae. The coding region runs from base 101 to 1384 and encodes 427 amino acids. The transcript has 12 exons. Gene Ontology annotation, cellular component: cytoplasm. Gene Ontology annotation, molecular function: choline kinase activity; ethanolamine kinase activity. Gene Ontology annotation, biological process: CDP-choline pathway; phosphatidylethanolamine biosynthetic process.
GAAGCGUGAAUAUCUGUGCGUGAAGAAUUCAGACCUGAUUCAUAAAGACCCCGCCUCUCCCUCCAUCUUCCACGGACACCAGCGCAGAGCUGCUGUCUCCAUGUUAGUGUUCCUCAAGAAGAACAACAUGAAAACCAAAUUCAUCAAUGGAGUCUCCUCGUCCCCCUCCAUGUCCCUGGAGCUGCUGGUGACGGAGAACGCGCUGCAGGUCCAGCCCGACGCCCAGGAGGACAGCAAGGAGCCGGACUGCGCGGACCUGCCCGACCCGGACACCCGGCACCGGGCCUACGAGUGGACCCGCGAGUUCCUGCACGGAGCCUGGAAGAUCCUGCCCGAGGAGGACUUCCACAUCACCGUGAUAAGAGGUGGUCUGAGCAACAAGCUCUUCCUGUGCAGCCUCCCCGACAGCCUGGACUCUGUCGGGGACGAGCCGCGGUGCGUCCUGCUGCGCCUCUAUGGGGCCAUCCUGCAGAUGUCCUGUAAUAAAGGAGAUUCCCGACAGUCGAGCAGAGAGAACAUGUUCCAGGGCGCGGAGGCCAUGGUGCUCGAGAGCGUGAUGUUCGCGAUCUUGGCCGAGAGGCAGCUCGGCCCGAAGCUCUACGGGAUUUUCCCCCAGGGCCGCCUGGAGCAGUACCUCCCUAGUCGUAAACUGGACACGUGUGAGUUGAGCGACCCCAGCAUCUCGGCGGAGGUGGCGCAGAAGAUGGCGCGGUUCCACGGGAUGAUGAUGCCCUUCAACAAGGAGCCCAAGUGGCUGUUUGGAACCAUGGACAAGUACCUGAACCAAGUCAUGAGGUUGAAUUUCACCAGAGAGUCGCAUCUGCGCCGCUUCAACCGCCUGCUCAGCCACAACCUGCCACAGGAAAUGGAUCUGCUCAAGUCGCUGCUGGACUCCACCCACUCUCCGGUUGUGUUCUGCCACAACGACUGUCAGGAAGGGAACAUCCUGCUGCUGAACAACCACGAGAACUCCGACCAACAGAAGCUGAUGCUCAUUGACUUUGAGUACAGCAGCUACAACUACAGGGGAUUUGACUUCGGGAACCAUUUCUGUGAGUGGAUGUACGACUACACCUGUGACGAGUUUCCUUACUUCAAAGUGGACGCUCAGGCCUACCCCUCCAAGGCCCAGCAGCUGCACUUCAUUGACAACUACCUGCGUGAGUCUGACGGCGGCUUCGAGCAGCUGAGCGAAGACGAGCAGACGAAGCUGAAGGAGGAGAUGUACGUGGAGGUCAACAGGUUCUCCCUGGCAUCCCACUUCUUCUGGGGCUUGUGGUCCAUCAUCCAGGCCCGACUCUCCACCAUCAAGUUCGGAUACCUGGAAUACGCCGAAGCCAGAUUUGACGCGUACUUCCAGCAGAAGAAGCUCUGGGCUGUCUAACGAGCUGAUGGGAGGUGUCUCCACCAGGUUCGGCCACAUGGCAGCAGGAGGACGUCCAGGCUGACUCCACCAUCCACACUUUACUCACACUCCCUGCCUAGAGGGGAUCUGCUGGCUAGUGCCGGAGUCGUGCUUACCAAAGUCAAAACCUUGAUGGCGUGGCUCGGAUACUUAAAGUACGACGACCAAAUAAGAGCCCAAAAAAAAAUAGAAAAAUCGAACAUUCCUCACCGGUCGGAUCAGCUCUCUGCUUCUGCCUCAUUCCAAACAUAUCACUAACACAGUGAGGAACCAGGUGGAUCCAGUUCCACCGGCCCUGCCUGUUACUGAGGCCCCCAGCCGACUGUCGGGGGGGGGGGGGGGGGGGGGCUUCACUUCACAGCUUGUUUGAUUUUCUUCUUGUUUAAAACGGAUGUUUUUUCGGGGGAUUCUCUUCGGGCAGAUUCGUGCCUCAACGUUUCCUGAGCAGCUGCUCAAACUCCACCAAAUCAAAGACGUCAAACUUCAGCUGUUCUAUUAGAUCUAAUUCUGUGUGGCUUCCUCACUAGAGCUGUUACACUGACCGACUGUGACCCUCCUCAGCCUGUUGUAUGUGUGCUACCGGGGGAUUGUAUUAUCAUGGAUCGCUGUGACAGGUUGAUCCAUAUCUGUGAAUAUCUCACAUUGGGUUUUACUACAUGUUCGGCCAAAUGGCUGCAGGACAUUCAGUCAGCCGCGCUUUAUGAGCCGAGGGAAAUGUGGGUAUGCUGUCUGGGCUGCUAGCGAGCUAACUGACAGCUCUGCUUUUCUUUUUUUUACCUUUAUAAACUGUUUCUGCGUUGAAGAAAACUUCACACAGUUCACAUGAGACUGGUUCCUCAUUGUGGUUUCUUUGGUGAUGCCGGAGGAAACGCUUACAUGCCAACUCGUCUCAUAAUCAAACCCGAAAACGACAUUUUACGACACUUGUUAUGUUGUAGCUCGUCUCUGUUCAAAUCAGCGUUUGUCGUAGGAUGUGACUUUGACUGAUGGAUCUGUGACUUUCGGACUCGGUGCUGCAGAGAGGAGCGAGCGGCGUCUCUCACCUCGUCGAACCCAAACUGUUUGAACAUGGGAGACGUGACAGUGAAGACUGUGACUCUUCGUCCUGCUGCUUCUCUUCACACAUCCUGAGAGCGGCUCCUCCUUCCUCAGCCCAUCGGGUCGCUUCAACCUGCCGCUGCUGACUCAGCGUUUCAUUUGCCUUCGAUUGAGACUCUGACUUGUCGAAAUUUUGUUUCUUGUUUGUUUCGGCACUUCUCCACAUUCUGUGAAUUUAACAGCAUUCCUCUUUUCACAGCGACCACGAUUUAGCCUCUGGGCUUGUCCCUGCAGUAGCAGCGCCCCCUGUUGGACUUGAUAAGAAACGCGUUGAAUGACUAAAAGUUUUAAUCUUUUUUUUCUUCACGUUUCCCAAAUUGUUACCCAAUGAGGAACCAUCACCAUAGAGCUGUGUCUGGAAACUGCGCCUUGUUUACGAAAGAGUGCUGCACACUACUUUUACGCUAGCAUUCCCACAAUGCAAUUCUCUGCAUUUCACAGAUGCUAAAGUUACUGCUGUUCAUCUCCACAGCUGUAAGGAAAAACUCCAAAAAACAGCAAGACACAAAAAAAUACUACGGGAAAAAUUUGACGAACUCCAACUGUUGAAAUCUUGAUGCUGUUGAUAAACAGAACUAACGGAAGCAGUGAAUACACGAUGGAGGGAGGGGUUUAGAACACGGCUCCUCCUUCCGUCCUCUUUACCGAAGCCUGUCGAGCUUUCAAGCAGCACAUGUUUAGCACUUUAAAACGAAAAAUCUGCCCAAAUCCGAUCCUCGAAAUUCUAAAUAUUUUUCUAAAACAGUCGCCCCUUAAUUGUCAAUGACAAUGAUGGACAAAGGCGCGCUUGAUUCUUCCACCGGCCUGAUCUGUUAACAGCUCUAAUGCAAUAAUCCUGCAUGAAGAGCUUUGAAUAUGCACUUGUUUGCAACGUACAUGAUAUAAGGCAAACCUGAAAUUUUUAAACGUGCCGCACACCUUCCAGAAUAUUGCUAACUUUGUAGUUUUGGUUUUGAAAAGAAAAAAACAACAAAGAUUCCCAAACUUCUCUAAAUAUUAAGUCUUGCUGUUACCUGACCCACGUGACUAACGAGCCGGACCCGAAGUUUUAACGGCGACGCCUAGUUACAGUUGCAAAGCUACGACUGGACAAUCGCUGUUUAGGAUCGGGGGGGGGUUAGCGAUAGAUUGGUAAUCGUCAAAACCGAGAAUAUUUGCAAAAAUACCUGCUCAAAUCAAAUUCAAAUGUUGUAGGAGGAUUAAUGGAGAAUGAUGCAUUUGAGAAAGUUUGUGCUGCUACACGUGAGAAGUGUUCUGGCUGCUCGUCCACGUUCAUUCCAGUGAAGCUGUAGCAGAUUCACACUGGUUCCAGUCAAACCUGUGGGAUUGACUGGGAUUCAACUGAGGGAACUGAGCCGGGUCAUGAGACUAAAAUGAUCCCUUCACCAAUCAUCUACUGGAAAACCCCAGAAUGUUUGAAUGUCUACUGUGGCACUUUCAAUCUGAGGAUGACAAAAUGUUCACAAACAUAUAUAUAUAAAUAUGUAUAAACUAAUAUGUACUUGAGUAUUUUCAUGUUAAAACAUCUGGGGGUUGUUGAACUGUGACUUUUGAGCUGAUGAGAUGUUAUUUUACAUACAAAAGUGUUUUAUUGUAUAUUCAUCUUUAUAUUUCUUUUGGAAUGUGGUUAAUGUAUAUGUCAUGGUUAUCUUUGAGGCUUGUGCUCGGACACAACUGUUCAAAUUGUUGUUGGUCCGUCUCUCAUGAAGCGAUAGUCUUUACUUCAGAACAUUCAGUUGCUGUUUCUUCACUGAACCUGAAUUUGUAUUUUUCUUAUUCAGAAGUUUAUUUUGAAAUGUUUGUAUGAUAAGUAUUUGCCCUGAACCAUUCCCAUCUGAAUAUCGAUGACCAGGAUUUGCAGUUUUAGUAGCUUCCAUUCUCUGCGUGCACUUAGGACCAAAUAAAUAAAAUGUUCAUCUAAAUGCUUCUGAUACAUUUAUUUAGUAAACACAUUUAAAUCUGUGUAUACUAGUAUUUAGUAUUCGCCAAGAAUAAAAGUAUCAAAUGAGGGUAAAAUAUGAACCAAACCAACUUGCACCAUAUCAGUCUGGAGAAUGUACUUUGUUCUAAUUGUUUUUUUUUCUUAAAACACAUCUGUUCUGAGUUAGAAGCCUUAACUGCAUCAUCACGUGACUCACAGUGAAAACCGAUCUAUGCAGCUUCACCUAAUGCAUAAUGUAUAAAAACAUGUUUUUAAUUGAAUGUGUUUCAGGUUAAUCACAUAGAAAUGAUCUUGGCUGUAAAUCUACAUGCUUUGCACAAAUAAAAACUGAAGAGGAAAGAAAA